This is a messenger RNA of Ilex paraguariensis (yerba mate), 992 nucleotides long. The record is from the annotation of a GenBank genome assembly. Lineage: Eukaryota; Viridiplantae; Streptophyta; Magnoliopsida; Aquifoliales; Aquifoliaceae.
AUAACCAACAAACUACCCAAAAGAGCCCAUUAAUCUCUCUCUCUCUCUCUCUCUCUGGUAAUACCCAUAAUAAAUAGAGAUUUCCAUCAAACUCAAACUCUCAGAAGUAGGAGUGAAAUUGGCUGAAGUAGGAAUGAAGGACGAAGAGGCACAAACAACCACCACCGCCAUUGCUAAGAGAGAAGGUUCAGAGGGUGGUAGUGUAUUGGGUAGAGGGAAGUACAAGUUCGGGGCCUUGGCUGCGAUUCUUUUACUCGCAUUCUGGUCUAUGUUCACCGGCUCCGUCACUCUUAAAUGGUCCGCCGGUCACCUCAACUCUAUCCCCGAUGAUUUCGACUCUCCGGUCCACAACGACCUCGACGUUCUGGAAGUAGAAGAUAAAGAGAAAUUGGUGAGGCAAAAUUGGAAUGUGUACACUCACAGUACUACUAUUCGGCUGCCCAGGUUCUGGCAAGAAGCUUUCGAAGCUGCUUACGAGGACUUGACCAGUGAUGUUCCAAGUGUUCGAAACGCUGCCUUUUCUGAGAUUGCCAAGAUGUCCCUGCGCCGGUCCAUCAGUCUCGAACCGCCUCCUGUUCAAUCAACUGUUAGAUCAACGGAGAAAAAAGUAAGACUUUCGAGGAGGCUGGGGAAGACAAGGCUACGGCGGUAACUACAAUCCAGGUUGACCGUUGUAGUGGUGAUAAAAAUGAAAAUGCAGUCCUAUAUUUCUACAUAACACUGUCUGCUCGUGAAGAUUAUCCAUAUCCUGCCCUUAUCCGAAGAUGGCAAAGGGAAGGAGUAUACGGUCUCUUUAAUAAUAGCAUACAUGUUUUGUUCUUCUUUCUCAUAUGUAAAAGCAUACAGUUGAGAAACUGUGGGUUAAAUGCACUCAAUUCUUCAACUUUAUGAUUGCUAUAAUACGGAUACGUUUGCGGUUUGCUUAACUCGAUGAUCAGAUGUUACUGGCUUGAUGUUGGACUACUACUCCUUUGAAAAUUGAAUGGCGGCUG